GGUUUUGGGCCUCCUCGCAUCGACAUGGCUAAGCGCACCAAGAAGGUCGGCAUUGUCGGUAAAUAUGGGACUCGCUAUGGUGCCUCCCUCCGGAAAAUGGUGAAGAAGAUUGAAAUCAGCCAGCACGCCAAGUACACCUGCUCCUUCUGUGGCAAGACCAAGAUGAAGAGGUGGGCCGUGGGGAUCUGGCACUGUGGCUCUUGCAUGAAGACCGUGGCUGGUGGCGCCUGGACCUACAAUACCACUUCGGCGGUCACAGUGAAGUCAGCCAUCAGAAGACUGAAGGAAUUGAAAGACCAGUAGAAGCUCUUACAAUUU
Messenger RNA from Octodon degus (degu), 318 nucleotides. RefSeq names its product 60S ribosomal protein L37a-like. The record is from RefSeq and is a predicted model, not a curated record. NCBI's taxonomy places the organism in Eukaryota, Metazoa, Chordata, Mammalia, Rodentia, Octodontidae. Gene Ontology annotation, molecular function: structural constituent of ribosome. Gene Ontology annotation, cellular component: ribosome. Gene Ontology annotation, biological process: translation. The transcript has a single exon. The coding region runs from base 25 to 303 and encodes 92 amino acids.